Messenger RNA from Talaromyces atroroseus, 1431 nucleotides. RefSeq lists its product as hypothetical. The coding region runs from base 1 to 1431 and encodes 476 amino acids. The record is from RefSeq and is a predicted model, not a curated record. The transcript has 2 exons. Lineage: Eukaryota; Fungi; Ascomycota; Eurotiomycetes; Eurotiales; Trichocomaceae.
AUGUUCAAGCUUCUUCCCAAGCCCGUGGUGCGCCAAAUGACCACCGCAAGUGCAUCCACGCCCCUAACCAAAGCUGCCGGAGACAUCUCGUCUGUAUUCCCCAGCCUCCAACCUGGCUAUGAACCCAAGCCCUUGCCCAGUCGGUUCAGAGACCUAAAGAUCGAUCUUUUCAGAAGAAACGAGCAAGCUCUGAAGGACAGCUGGGAUAGGCUGCUCCCAAGCCUGAAGGAGGAAGUCGAAAAAAUCAAAGCGCUUGGCACUGAGGCUAUCCCUUCCGUCUCCUAUUCUGAUGUAAUGACUGGGUGCAUAUCGGAGGAUACGAAGGCUGAAAUACGCCAUCGCGGUUCAGUAGUAAUUCGCAACGUGGUCACGCGUUCCGAAGCCAUGCAAUGGAAAGAAAUGGCCAAAGAGUAUAUCGCUGCAAAUAGAGAGCGGGUGAAGGCUUUCCCGCCUGAUUCUCCGGCUGUCUAUGAACUGUAUUGGUCCCCUACCCAAGCAGCAGCUAGAGCACACCCAAAUGUGCUCGAAGCACAAAGAUUUCUCCAGUGCCUAUGGCACUCCUCAGAUUCACAGACCCGACUUUCCUUAAAACAUCCGCUUUCAUAUGCCGACCGGUUGAGAAUCAGACAGCCCGGUGAUUCUAAAUUCACCCUAGGCCCUCACGUUGAUGGUGGCUCUCUGGAGAGAUGGGAGGAUCCCGAAUACUCCAGCGUCUAUAGUAAGAUUUUGCAAGGGAAGUGGGAGGAAUACGACGCAUUUGAUGCUAGACACCGUGUCAGUGCAAAAAUGGACUUAUACAACGGAGCCGGCGCCUGCUCAAUGCUGCGAUUCUUUCAAGGCUGGCUGGCCAUGUCCGACACGUCUCCUGGAGAAGGUACUCUUCACGUUUGUCCUAUGAUAACUCACAGUACUGCAUACACCAUUCUCAGGCCGUUCUUCGAUGUACAAACAUCUUUACCAAACUUGGACGCAACAUUUCCUGGCUCGGUUCCUGGAGCUUGUCAAGAAUACAAUCCAUUGACGCAUCCUCACCUAGAGCUUGCAGUGACCAUGGUCUCUGCGCCAGCUGUUCAACCGGGCGAUUACGUUGCAUGGCAUUGCGAUUCCCUGCAUUCCGUUGAUAAGGAGCAUCGGGGCACGAAAGAUUCUAGCGUAAUCUAUAUUCCUGCCACCCCUUUAUGCGAAAUGAAUGUCGAUUAUCUCUUAAAGCAGCGGGAAGCUGCCUUUAAUUACUCGCCACCAUGGGAUUUCCCAGGUGCUGGUGGCCCAGGAGAGAUCGGGUUUAAAGGCGCAGUUGAGUGGUCAAAGCUCAGCAUCGAGGGACAGCGAGCGAUGGGCCUGGGAAAUCAGCCUUGGGACAUCGAUCAGAAUAUGAGUGAAGGGGAAACGAAAACUAUUAUCAGCGCAAACAAGCUAUGUUUUGACCUAUAA